CAAUCGAACGAGACGGUACCCUCCCCGCCGGAUUUUCUGCACCCGCCGCGGUGCACGAAGAAUUUCGCUUCCUGAGGGUACCGAAGGUGUAAUCCCCAGCCCUUCCAGAGCCCCGCCAGCGUCUCUUCGUACGAGACGGGGGAGCGGAGCCAUGAGGGCAACAGCGAUCGACCACCAGGAAGCGCUCCCUUCUCCAUCUCCUCCUUCCUCCCAUUUCAGGUCUCUCUAUUUUACUGAUUGCGUAUAAAAUUAACAGCGCUGGGCGCCAUUACUACGUCGCUUUCGAUCGGCUCCAGUUCAAGAUGGUUGCUCUCGCGGGAUUCUUGUUCUUGGUUAUGAUAUCGAUCAAUUCGAGUGAAGGGGGGCGGGAGGGCGGCGUCCGUCGCUGCCGGUGGUGAUAUGCUGCAGAGCUGGAUGCCGUCUGCGCCACGGUCUCCAACCUUACCUUCAUCUAGUUUCGUCCCUGUACAGUGACCUGGCUGAAUCUGAACAGGCACUGGUACUAGAGAAGUUCGGUCAGUUGACUGCAGAAUAGAGUCAAAGAAGUAAUGCUUGUCCAGGGGAUGAUCUUGGAUGAUGGAAACAUAGCUGACAAGUCAUGCAUGAUAGUUGUAACAGAUGCCUGCUUGCCACUGGUUGCUUCAGGAGAGACACCUCUUUUACCUCGUAUUUUAAUAAACUCUGACUUACCAACAAAGAAGGAAACGUACUUGAGGCUCGUGUCAACUUGUUUGGCAGCAGACAUGAUGGUUGGAUGUGAAGUGGUGGUGCUGAAAGAACUUGAUGAGUGUAGCGGGUUGUCAUUUGCAGAGAUGCCCAUAAAUGCUGCGCUGCUGAAUUUUAAGUUUCAAAAAGGCAUAGACUCGUCUAGAUUCAUGCUUCUUUUUCUGCUGCCUUGGCUAAUAUUUCCUCUGAAAUCUAUGCAUGUCUGGAGAAUCAAGGUCCAAAUUUUGCAAGUCCAAUUGCUUUUACUUGUUUCCUGCUGCUCUUUGAGGUUCAAAGGGACCCCUUACCUUCCAUCCCUAAUCAAUUUUUUCUGCUCGAGAUGUGCUUCAUAUCCAACAAAACAGUGGAGGGCCAGAGAGGUUCCCUGCACAUUGAAGAUGCCAAUGUCAGGAUUAGCUGGAAAGUGA
Elaeis guineensis (African oil palm) is the source of this 1133-nucleotide messenger RNA. The record is from RefSeq and is a predicted model, not a curated record. Lineage: Eukaryota; Viridiplantae; Streptophyta; Magnoliopsida; Arecales; Arecaceae.